ACAAAGAGUGGAGUAAAUUUCGUUCAAGUCCUACAGCAAUUUUGGGCAAAAGUAGGAAACCGAUGGACGAUCCAACAUUUAAAUCGGAAACAGUAAACAAGUUGUUGCAGCAGUUUUUUCGUGACAAACAAAAAACAAAAUGCACGGGAGAUGCACUAAAACUCAUGGCAGAACUUUUGAGAAUAUUUAUUGCAGAGGGGGCAGCAAGAGCAGCACAACAAGCUAAGGUAGUUUUGGUUUAUGUCUCAUGCAGAGGGUAUAAGAUACUUUUCACAUAUUUAUUUCCAGUUCCCAUCUACAGGCCAUCUUCAGAUUUUUAAGCCACUAACUCUAAAACACCUCUGGAACUUGAGGUCAUGCCAAAUUGUAUAGUAUUAAUAUUUAAGCCCCAAAUGCCCUGUUUCUAAUUCUCCCAAAUGGAAUUGCUUUUGUUUCAUUAAGCAGAGCAGUUUUUGCUUGAGUUUUGAAAAUCAUUCACAUUUGAUUUGGUUUUGCAUUACUGCACAAAGGAAUUAAAACACUUGUGCCACUUUGACAUCCAAUCAGAAGUACAGUAAAACCAAUUUUACCAAUCGUGACUGCCUCAGUCACAUUUAACGUUUUCCCACGUUUGGCCUCCGCUACACGUAUUUGCUUCAAGUUUUGUUUGGUUCACUGUAUUAUCUGUGUCCUUUGUGAUUAGUCAGAGUGAUAACUUUGGUUUUGGUUUUGAUUUAUUGAAAAGCUCUCUAUGUGCUAGGUGACAGUAUUUGAACAUACAUCAAAUGAAAAUUAAUGAAUUGAAUCUCUCUGGCAAUCACCCUCUUAAUUCUUGUGACAUACAUGUAGAUGAAUAUCAUCCAUGACUAAUAAUUAAAGGAAAUGUAAACUAAACAACCAUAGCGUUCUUUCAGAUCAGAGACAGGUCUCAAAUCAAAAACUUGACAUAGUCGGCUAUGUCACCCGACAAGUUAAUAGGAAAAUGUUGAUGGACGUCACAUUUGAAGUAUAUACUUUGCACCCGUAGGUUGAAUCAUCACCAACAGUAGAAACAGAUCAUUUGGAAAAGAUUUUGCCGCAGUUGGUAAGGAAUUGAUUGAAUGAACAAAGCAAAGUAUAGAGAAGAGUGGUUUCAUCACUAACAGUUAGUGUCUUGAUUAUUAGAUAAUAAUUUGUAAGAAAUGAUGGAAAACUCCCAAGGGGGGGGGAUUCUAAUAUAAAGAGGACAGGGAUGCUCGUUGCAAAUUUUGAAAACAACACCAUAAGAGGUGCCAAGAUCCUGUUUUGUGGGCAUGCCUUAGAAUUUCUUUCACCCCUUUAGGAGGUACCAAUUCUAAACACUUUAACUGACACUGACGUUUUCCAGGUCGGCUCAAAAUCCUAAAAGGUACAGCAAAAGCUCCUGCUGUGGACCUCUUUAGGUUGAACACCCUAGGAGACACCAAACCUUUUUCUCCCUAAAAGGUACGACAAGCACCCCUGACGACGAGCACCCCCGUCUUUUUUAGAGCCCAGAGUUCCCCCCCCCCCCUUGGGGAAACCCCUGGACUCUAAAGAUACUAAAAAUAUUUUCACAUGAUAAUGACUGUUUGUGAUGGCUGACGGUUCAUCCAUCUGGGUUUCCUGGGUAAACAAUUCAAAAAUGGUUGUGAAAAUCACUAUCAAUGUUGCUUAGAUUUGUACAAGCAACAGGGCACUAAUUGUAUGACAUAAUUUAGCCACUGUAAUGAGAUAAAUCUAAUUAGAUGAAUUGUAUUCUUGCCAUCUCUCUGGCCCUCCUCUCAAAUUCCUAGUGCAAAUUUGAGCUUUUCCCAAAAAUUCUAGAGAAAAUACUGUAGUAUUUAACAUUGUCCUGAUGCUGGGGUUUCAGACCCAGGCAAAUUGACCAGGUGUGGAGACGAUCCUGCCCGCCUGGUUUGACCAUCUAGAGAGAAGGUCUUUUUAUAAAGUAGUUCAGUUCAAAAAGUGUUGCCUGUCUGUGAAAAUGUAUUGCCUUCCUGUUUAAAACAUUAAUGAAACCCUUGGUGGAACAUGUACAAAUUGCUGAAUUGUCUAUAUUAUAUCUUGGGUUAAACUAAUUUUAAUGAUUAGUUUCGAAACACAUUUUAGGAUAAAAGCUAGAGAUAAAAAACAAUGUUUCGAUGUCUAGUGAAUAAAAUUUUGCAUAUAAUAUGAGUAAAAUUAAGACAUGAGAAUUUGAAAAGUGAUAUUAAUAUUAUGUAAGCAAACACUAAGCAUUACAAAACGUAAGCGAUAAAAACUAAAAUACCAAAUACUAGAUAACUAGUCUAAUUUUAUUAGACUUGGCUUAUCAAAAACUGUUUUUGAUUGUGUUUUCUU
This is a messenger RNA of Orbicella faveolata, 2319 nucleotides long. Its product is annotated as centromere protein X-like. NCBI's taxonomy places the organism in Eukaryota, Metazoa, Cnidaria, Anthozoa, Scleractinia, Merulinidae. Gene Ontology annotation, biological process: kinetochore assembly; resolution of meiotic recombination intermediates; replication fork processing. Gene Ontology annotation, molecular function: protein heterodimerization activity. Gene Ontology annotation, cellular component: FANCM-MHF complex; Fanconi anaemia nuclear complex. The record is from RefSeq and is a predicted model, not a curated record.